Molecule: messenger RNA, 1905 nt
Organism: Caenorhabditis bovis
Lineage: Eukaryota; Metazoa; Nematoda; Chromadorea; Rhabditida; Rhabditidae
Source: the annotation of a GenBank genome assembly
AUGCAGACAAUUGAGAAGGCACUCCAUCAGCCGAUGCCGUUUACCACCGGCGGUCAGACGAUUUCGGAUCGGCUAACGGCGGCGAAACAUUCGUUGGCCGGCAGCCAACUCGGCAAAACGAUAUGCAAAGCAACAACUGAAGAGGUGAUGGCGCCCAAAAAAAAGCAUUUGGAUUAUUUGUUACAUUGUACCAAUGAGCCGAACGUCUCGAUUCCGUCGAUGGCGAAUUUGCUGAUCGAACGAACCCAGAAUCCGAAUUGGACUGUUGUUUAUAAAGCGCUCAUCACGAUUCAUAAUAUAAUGUGCUAUGGAAAUGAGAGAUUCUCGCAAUAUCUGGCCUCGUGCAAUACAACAUUCAAUUUGACGGCGUUUGUUGACAAGAAUGCCGCCACUGUUGGCUAUGAUAUGUCGGCGCACGUCCGCCGAUACGCCAAAUACAUUGGCGAGAAGAUUGCGACAUAUCGUGUGUGCGCUUUUGACUUUUGCAAGGUACUCGUGAAACGCGGCCGCGAGGAUGGCCUCCUUCGCACAAUGCACGCCGACAAACUGUUGAAGACGAUACCGAUUCUUCAGAAUCAAAUCGACGCGCUUCUCGAAUUCCAGGUGUCGAGCUCCGAGCUCAACAACGGCGUCAUCAAUUGCUCGUUCAUUUUGCUGUUUCGCGAUCUCAUUCGCUUAUUCGCUUGCUACAACGACGGCAUAAUCAAUGUGCUCGAGAAGUAUUUCGAGAUGAACAAAAAGCAAUGCCGCGAGGCGCUCGACAUCUACAAAUCGUUUUUGACGCGUCUCGACAAAGUCGCCGAAUUCCUCCGCAUUGCCGAGAGCGUCGGCAUCGAUCGCGGCGAGAUUCCGGAUUUGACGCGCGCGCCGGCGAGCCUUCUCGAAGCGCUCGAGGCGCAUCUCGUGCAACUCGAAGGCGGCCGAGCGCCGGCGCCAUCGCAACACCAUCAUCAACACGUUCAGCAGCAGAUGAACACGUUCGCCGUCUCGCAAGCGACGCUGAUGGGCGAAGCCGAACGUCAGCGAUACAUCGAAAUGGAGCAGGAGCGCAUUCGGCAAUACGAGAAUGAGAAGAAGAUCUCGGCGGGCAAUCCGUUCCAGAACGACAUUGCGGCUGCGGCGGCCUCAUCGGGCGCCGCGCAGCCGCCGCCGCCAGCGACCACGGCUGCCGAUUUGCUAGAUCUAUUCCAGACGAACACCACGACUCAGGCGGCGCCGACAGCGGAUCCGACGAACCCGUUCGCUUCGUUUAGCGCCACCGCGCCAACAACCUAUCCAACUACACAAGCGCCGAAUGCUUUCGGAAUGCAGCAAACGCAGCCGGCUCAGCAGCCAUUCUACGGAAACAUUCCUGCCAAUGAGCCUGAGAAUCCGUUCGCGUCGGCGGUAGCGGCUGCAAUUCAUCAAGCGCCGCCGGUUCCGCCGCCGCCGUCAUCGGCGGCGAUUGCCGCCCACCAUACGCCAACUCCGCCGAUCAAUCCGUUUGCGGACGCCGCCGCUCAAUCGGCUCAACCGUUUGGAGGCCCCGAUCCAGGAUUCGGAAUGCCCACGACGAAUCCGGACGAAUUGGCGCGAAUGACGGCUCAAAUGACGAUCGGCACUCAACCGCAGGCUUGGGGAAAUGCGACGGCGGCGUCGAGCAAUCCGUUUGGCGGUGCGGCGCCGCAGGCGAUGUACACGGCGCCGAUGGGUGCCUACCCGGGACAAGCGGGAAUGCCCGGCUAUCCGCCGAUGUGGAACCCGCAAAUGGGUUAUGGACAGCAGUAUCCAUUCGCGCAGCCCGGACACUUGCCCUAUCAGCAGCAGCAGCAGACGGUGGCCAUGGUGAAUCAAGUCGCCGCGGCGAAGCAGCACGCCCAACAGCAAGCGGCACACGCGGCUGCCACUGAUCCAUUCGCGACAUAA